Molecule: messenger RNA, 120 nt
Organism: Ambispora leptoticha
Lineage: Eukaryota; Fungi; Glomeromycota; Glomeromycetes; Archaeosporales; Ambisporaceae
Source: the annotation of a GenBank genome assembly
AACCCGGAACUUUUACUCUGUUUAUCGUCUCUCACUCUCAACCUCGAAGACACCCCAGCCGAACAAAUUCAAGAAGCAACAACUUCUCAAAUCCAAAUCCCACCUAAAGGAAAUAAUUAA